Molecule: messenger RNA, 1416 nt
Organism: Staurois parvus
Lineage: Eukaryota; Metazoa; Chordata; Amphibia; Anura; Ranidae
Source: the annotation of a GenBank genome assembly
AUGGAGAGGACUGUUCUGUACCCAAUGGAGGGGAGUGUUCUGUACCCAAAGGAGGGGAAUGUUCUGUACCCAAUGGAGGGGAGUGUUCUGUACCCAAUGGAGGGAGUGUUCUGUACCCAAUGGAGGGGAAUGUUCUGUACCCAAUGGAGGGGAGUGUUCUGUACCCAAUGGAGAGGAGUGUUCUGUACCCAAUGGAGAGGAGUGUUCUGUAUUCAAUGGAGGAAAGUGUUCUGCGCCCAAUGGAGGGGAGUGUUCUGCGCCCAAUGGAGGGGAGUGUUCUGCACCCAAUGGAGGGGAGUGCUCUGUACCCAAUGGAGAGGAGUGUUCUGUAUCCAAUGGAGGAAAGUGUUCUGCGCCCAAUGGAGGGGAGUGUUCUGCGCCCAAUGGAGGGGAGUGUUCUGCACCCAAUGGAGGGGAGUGCUCUGUACCCAAUGGAGAGGAGUGUUCUGUACCCAAUGGAGGGGAGUGUGCUGUACCCAAUGGAGGGGAGUGUUCUGUACCCAAUGGAGGGGAGUGUUCUGUAUCCAAUGGAGAGGAGUGUUCUGUACCCAAUGGAGAGGACUGUUCUGUACCCAAUGGAGGGGAGUGUUCUGUACCCAAAGGAGGGGAAUGUUCUGUACCCAAUGGAGGGGAGUGUUCUGUACCCAAUGGAGGGAGUGUUCUGUACCCAAUGGAGAGGAGUGUUCUGUACCCAAUGGAGAGGAGUGUUCUGUAUUCAAUGGAGGAAAGUGUUCUGCGCCCAAUGGAGGGGAGUGUUCUGCGCCCAAUGGAGGGGAGUGUUCUGCACCCAAUGGAGGGGAGUGCUCUGUACCCAAUGGAGAGGAGUGUUCUGUACCCAAUGGAGGGGAGUGUUCUGUAUCCAAUGGAGGAAAGUGUUCUGCGCCCAAUGGAGGGGAGUGUUCUGCACCCAAUGGAGGGGAGUGCUCUGUACCCAAUGGAGAGGAGUGUUCUGUACCCAAUGGAGGGGAGUGUUCUGUACCCAAUGGAGGGGAGUGUUCUGUACCCAAUGGAGGGGAGUGUUCUGUAUCCAAUGGAGAGGAGUGUUCUGUACCCAAUGGAGGGGAGUGUUCUGUACCCAAUGGAGGGGAGUGUUCUGUUUUCAAUGGAGGGGAGUGUUCUGUACCCAAUGGAGGGGAGUGUUCUGUAUCCAAUGGAGGGGAGUGUUCUGUUUCCAAUGGAGGGGAGUGUUCUGUACCCAAUGGAGGGGAGUGUUCUGUACCCAAUGGAGGGGAGUGUUCUGUACCCAAUGAAGAGGAAUGUUCUGUACCCAAUGGAGGGGAGUGUUCUGUACCCAAUGGAGGGAAGUGUUCUGCACCCAAUGGAGGGGAGUGUUCUGUGCCCAAUGGAGGGGAGUGUUCUGUACCCAUUGACAUUGAGGGAUGGUGGCCAUUGACAGUGAGAGACGGCGGCCAUUGA